UCACUCAACCAUAUCAUAUCACCAUUCAAUCACACUUCUCCUCUCACUUUCUUCCCAUUAACAAUGGAACUCUGCGGCGGAGCCACAUCCAUCUCUUGGGCGAAUUCCCUCACUCCUUCGCAUCACUUUCCACAACCACUCGCUGUUUGGAGAGUUAGGCAAACCAGACUUCUCUCUGUAACCAGCAGCAUUGCCAAGCAGGCAGAUGAGAUGAUUGUUUCAGUAACUGGAGCCACUGGGUUCAUAGGUAAAAGAUUGGUGCAGAGAUUGCUUGCAGAUGAUCAUCGUGUGCGGGUCUUGACACGGUCUAGGUCGAAAGCCCUGUCAGUUUUUCCGGCCAGGGACUAUCCAGGAAUUAAAAUAGCAGAGGAAGCGGAGUGGAGAAACUGCAUUCAAGGUUCUACAGCUGUUGUAAAUCUGGCCGGAAUGCCAAUUAGCACAAGAUGGUCACCCGAGAUCAAGAAAGAGAUCAAAGAUAGCAGGAUUAAAGUAACUUCAAAGGUUGUAGAUUUGAUUAAUAGCACACAGGAUGACCUUCGCCCCAAGGUUUUGGUCAGUGCAACAGCAGUCGGCUACUAUGGAACUAGUGAAACCCGAGUAUUUAACGAGGAAAGUCCAUCAGGAAACGAUUACUUAGCUGAGGUUUGUAGAGAAUGGGAAGCAGCAGCUCUCAGAGUCAAUCAAGAUGUCAGACUAGCACGAAUACGUAUAGGCGUGGUUCUUGGAAAAGAGGGCGGUGCUUUGGCUAAAAUGAUACCACUCUUCAUGAUGUUUGCUGGUGGACCUUUGGGCUCUGGAAAGCAAUGGUUCUCCUGGAUUCAUGUGGACGACCUAGUAAGCUUGAUAUACGAAGCUCUGUCCAACCCUUCUUACAAAGGAGUGAUAAAUGGAACGUCGCCAAACCCCGUUAGGCUGUCGGAGAUGUGCGAUCAUCUGGGAUCGGUCUUGGAUCGACCAUCGUGGCUGCCGGUGCCGGAGGUGGCGCUCAAGGCUGUUCUAGGCGAAGGCGCUUGUGUGGUUCUUGAAGGACAAAAGGUGGUUCCAACGAGGGCUAAGGAGCUUGGGUUCUCUUUCAAAUACCCAUACAUUAAACAAGCUCUCAAAUCAAUCAUGUCUUAGGCUUGGACAUUUUGAUUCUUUAUUGUUUUGUUCUACAUUUUUGGUGAUAUAAAACUUGAGUAUUAGUUACUAAUAAUACUUAUAUACCUAUGAAUUAUGAUGAA
Molecule: messenger RNA, 1223 nt
Organism: Salvia hispanica
Lineage: Eukaryota; Viridiplantae; Streptophyta; Magnoliopsida; Lamiales; Lamiaceae
Gene: SULA
Product: NAD(P)-binding Rossmann-fold superfamily protein
Source: RefSeq, a predicted model, not a curated record